Raphanus sativus (radish) is the source of this 3392-nucleotide messenger RNA. RefSeq lists its product as uncharacterized. The record is from RefSeq and is a predicted model, not a curated record. Gene Ontology annotation, molecular function: aspartic-type endopeptidase activity. The coding region runs from base 1 to 3390 and encodes 1129 amino acids. Gene Ontology annotation, biological process: proteolysis. The transcript has 5 exons. NCBI's taxonomy places the organism in Eukaryota, Viridiplantae, Streptophyta, Magnoliopsida, Brassicales, Brassicaceae.
AUGGACAAUGAUGAAGAAUGUCUUCCAAGUGGUGUUGGUGGUGGACCAUCAUCAACAAAUGUUUCUCGUGUUAUUAAGGAACUAGAGAUACACAAGGAGAUAUCGAUUCAAAAGGAUAUUCUUUGUGACGUCAGGAUAUUCUGUGCGUCAAUUAAUCUCAGAGCUUUUGAAAGUUCAACCUUGGCUUUGUUUUCGGUUAUUAUUGCAAUCAACGACAACAAGCUUGUUCGAUCUUCGGGUAUUCACUUGACUCAACGAAGACUCGAUUCUUUUAAAUCUAACGCUGCGCCAGUUUUGGUAUCAGAGCCUGGCUCGUUCGACCUAAAUUUUUUUUUCUUUCCGUUUCCAGAACUAAGUAUGCCUCCGCGUCGCAACAACAACGCAGCAGACUUUCCCCUCAACGACUGGGAGGAACUUCGUCGCACGCUGUUAGCUAUGCAUGAGAACAUGCAGAAUGCAAUUCAAUUUGCAGUCCGAGAGAUCGCGGAGAACGCGUUUCUCAACCAGGGUCACCGAGAUCAUGACGAUCGAGAUUGGAACCGAGAUCAUGUCCGUGUUUUUGAAGAGGAUGGAGCAACCGACGUGGAAGAUAACCCUUUCGCCGAUGAGGUCCGUCGUCAUGGAAACAGGGGAGGAUUUCAGGAACGGGAGGAUCGUCGUUGGGAAAAUGGAUUCAAACUGGAAAUUCCAGAAUUUCACGGAGGGACGCGUGGAGAGGAGCUGCUGGAUUGGUUAGUCGCCGUUCAGGAGAUCUUGGACUUCAAGAGGGUUCCAGAGGAUCGUAAAGUACCUUUGGUGGCAACCAAAUUUCGGGGCAAAGCUGCUUCGUGGUGGUUACAAACCAAGACGGCUCGAGCUCGAGCGGGGAAGGAGAGCGUUCGUACUUGGGCGAAGCUUGAAAAGUUAUUACGCAAGUCCUUUUUGCCGUAUAACUUUGAUCGCACCAUGUUCACCAGAUUGCAGAAUCUGCGUCAAGGAUCGAGAACUGUGGAUGACUAUGCAGAGGAGUUUACACUACUCCUGACUCGAAAUGAAGUACUUGACAGCGACGUUCAAUUGGUGUCGAGGUUUAUUGGCGGGUUGCGACCUCAAAUUCAGAGUGCGAUGUCUCAGUUUGAUCCUUUAACGAUAGCUGAAGCACAUCGAAGGGUGGUUGCCUUCGAGCAGCAAUUCAAGUCUUCUACACAAGGCUGGAACUCGUCUAAGCAAGUAACCAAGGGCAGCAAGCGAAAGAGACUGGGGAGAACACAACAAACCGCCAAGCUGCUGCAACUCGACAAAAUGCAGGAGCUGAAGAGUUGCGUCGUUCUUCCAGACCAGCCACAAUUAGAUGAUGAAGUUAAGUGGGACGAGGACGGAGAGGAAGGUCUUGAGGAUGAUUUACCUGAGCUGGAAGAGGAGAGCAAUGCAGGUGAUCAUGGCACCUUACUCAUGCUGCGCCGAGUUUGCCUUGCACCUAUGAGGCAAGAUGACCAGCCUUGGUUACGAACCAACAUCUUCUCUUCAACGUGUACGGUCAAGGGCAAGAUUUGCAGGUUUGUGAUUGAUUCGGGAAGCUCUCGGAACGUUAUAUCUGAAGAGGCAGUCAACAAACUUGGUCUGCGUCGGUCAGAUCACCCAGCUCCGUACAAACUCGUCUGGUUGCAGGAAGGAUCAGUAAUUCGUGUUACUCACCGUGUCCUUGUGUCACUCUCGAUAGGUGCACACUAUAAGGAUAAAAUUUAUUGUGAUGUGGUGCCAAUGGAUGUCAGUCACAUCCUGUUGGGGCGACCUUGGCAGUAUGACAGAGAUGUCUCUCACAGUGGGCGUACUAACGUCUACAGUUUCUUCUUUGAGAACAGAAGGAUAGUGUUACUUCCUAGUCAAGACCCUCCACCGUUACCGUCUCAGCCUCAACAGAGAGCGCUACCACAUCUGCUCGAAGGAACGGGUUCCAGUGAUACAGUGCUCUUUUGCUCCCACGCAGAAUUCUCUAAGGCACUAAAGGAAGAAGAAGUCGCAUUUGCGCUGGUCUCGGUCCCCACUACAACCACACCACAGACUCCGACACCACCAGUCAUCAUGUCGCUACUUACGGAGUUCGCAGAUAUCUUUCCCACAGAUUUGCCGAGGGGAUUACCACCGUUGAGGGAUAUUCAGCAUCUGAUUGACCUUGUCCUGGGGGCAUCACUAUCUAACAGACCCCACUACAGGAUGAGCCUUCAAGAGCACGAAGAACUCCGCAAGCAGGUCGAGGCCCUAGUAGCAAAAGGUCAUAUUCGAGAAAGUCUGAGUCCUUGCGCAGUGCCUGCUCUGCUGAUUCCUAAGAAAGAUGGCACAUGGAGAAUGUGCGUCGAUAGUAGAGCAAUUAACAAGAUUACAGUGCACUACCGAUUCCCUAUUCCACGACUAGAUGAUCUCCUGGAUCAGAUUGGAGCAAGUGUGUUUUCUAAACUUGACUUGAAGAGUGGCUAUCACCAGAUUCGCAUCAGACCUGGAGACGAAUGGAAGACAGCCUUCAAAACUCGUGAAGGUUUAUUUGAAUGGCUAGUGAUGCCUUUUGGCCUUUCUAAUGCGCCUAGCACCUUCAUGAGGAUUAUGAAUCAGGCUCUGCGACCGCUUAUUGGGAAAUUUGUCGUUGUCUACUUUGACGACAUCUUGGUGUUCAGUAAGUCGUUGGAGACACAUAUUGAUCACUUGCGGCAAGUUCUUGCAAUACUGAGACAGGAGAAGUUCUUUGUAGCAAGUCAGAAGUGCGAGUGGGCGGCUGAGCAAUUCCUAUUUUUGGGAUAUGUAGUUUCCAGUAAGGGUCUCUCGAUGGAUACCGGGAAAGUAGAGGCAAUUAGAGCUUGGCCGAUUCCUACAUCUAUCUCGGCAAUACGAAGCUUCCAUGGGCUGGCUUCAUUCUACAGGAGGUUCGUGCACCAUUUUAGCUCGAUCAUGGCACCUCUUACAGAGUGUAUGAAGGGCACUCACUUCGUCUGGACGACAGCAGCAGCCGAGGCCUUCGAGCAGAUCAAAGUGAAAUUGACGACUGCGCCAGUGUUGGUCCUGCCAGACUUCGCGGAGACAUUCGAGUUGCAUUGCGACGCGUCUAAACUGGGCAUUGGUGCCGUAUUAAGCCAGCAAUCUCGUCCUGUCGCCUUUUAUAGCGAAAAGCUUUUGGGUGCCAAGAGUAGAUACUCGACUUACGAUGUAGAGUUCUUCGCCGUCAUUCAAUCCAUUCGCCAUUGGAGGCAUUAUUUGGUGCAUCGCGAUUUUGUCCUUUUUACAGACCAUGAUGCUCUGAAGCAUCUUGAUAACCAAGUCAAGGUGUCAUCUCGCCAUGCCAAUUGGAUAGCAUACUUGCAGCAGUUCACCUUCGCCAUCAAGCACAAGUCCGGCAAGUUGAAUCGUGUGGGGAUGCAUUGAGU